Apis cerana (Asiatic honeybee) is the source of this 1056-nucleotide messenger RNA. Its product is annotated as protein DPCD. The record is from RefSeq and is a predicted model, not a curated record. Lineage: Eukaryota; Metazoa; Arthropoda; Insecta; Hymenoptera; Apidae.
AUAAUAAAAAUUUUUCAAUCUUUAUAAUAAAAAUAUGAUUUUAUAAAAUAUGCAAUGACUUUGUAAUAGAAUUAAUAAAAUAUUAUUAAAAUUUUUAAGAUUUCAUACAUUUUUAAUAAUGUAACUAAUAACUAUAUAUAUAAAUAUAUAUAUAUGUAUAUAUAUUAUGAAUGUAUAUUAUAUAUGUAUAUUAUUUAUGAAAAAUAUAAGAUAUUUGAAACUUAUUAAAUUUUUGGUAAAAAUUUAAUAAUUACUAAAAAAAACAAUUAAUUAAUAUAGUUUAAUUAAAUGAAUUAUUAUGCAAUAAUGUUUUCAAUAUAAUAUUAUAAAUAAUAUUAAAUAAAAUACCAGUGGUUGUUAUGACAACUAUAAAUAUAUAUGUAUAAGUAUUUAGAAUUAGUUGCUAAGAAACUAAUAAAGUAUUUAUCAAUGGCGCCUGAAGAAUGGUUGAAUUUUAUUCAAAAUGCUACGAAAACGGCAAUAAUUCAAGAUGGAAAAAGAAAAGUUCAUUUUUUAAUGGAAGAUGGCAGAGAAAUGGUAGAAGAAUAUCAUUUGGAAACUAAUGUGUUAAUAAGAAGAGCAUGGAAGGAAAAAGGUAAACUUGGACAAGAUAUAGGUUGGAAUGUUGAAAUUGGAGAUCCUGAACCCAAACAAAAUAAUAUUGAUAUUUGUGGAAUUCAAGAAAGUUCAAGCGCUCCAUUUAUUACAAGAAGAGUUACAAAGACUUCACUUGAAUGGCGGAUAAGAAAUUUGCCAUAUCCGCAAAAUGUAUAUUCUGUAACUGCAGAAGAUGAUGGAACAAUAACAAUUCGUACUACAAAUAAAAAAUAUUUUAAGAAGAUAAGAAUUCCAGAUUUAGAACGUGCUGGAUUAAAACCAGAACAGGAUAGAAUAACUUUUACACAUCAAUACAGUACACUAAUUAUUACGUAUAAGAAACCACCUGCACUUCUGGAAUUAGAAAGAAAAGUGUUGAAUGAAAUAUUACAAUUAAAAGCAAAAAAAGAUGGUGACAUACAGUGUCCAACAAGUUAAUAAAAUUUUUCUUUGUAAAAA